AAGAAGAAAAUAAUAAUGGCCUUUCCGGCGACGACGACGACGACGACUCACGCCAAAAGGGACGCCAUCGUUCUGCAGGCCAGCCGAGGUUUCGCUUCGGCUCCCAAUUCACCGAGGGUCUUCCUCCAGUCCAGCACCAUUGUCAAUAAGCGCUCGGACGUAAUGCAACUGAUCCGUCACGCCGACAAAGCCGCCGCCGUCGGCAGUAGUAGCCCUGGCACUAAUGUCGAAUCAAUGCUCCAACGCAUCUGCUCUUUGUUUCCGACCGCAAGGGAAUACGACGUCAGAGAACUUUUGAUCAAAUACCAUUACCGAGAAGCUGUGGUUGUCAGUGCGCUGCAAGUGCUCAAGUAUCCGUUGACGAUGCCCGGCCCUUCGUCGGUUGCCACUCCGCCUGCCCGACACCUGCCACCGACUUAUUACGUGCCAGCGUCUCUUCACGCCUGGAGUGAGACGAUGAGCGACAGUGGCAGAAACUCCAAACUCGGCGGAACCUUCUCCACCACCAGCAACACCCCACUGCAUUCGCCAUUGCCCAAUCGACCCAUUACCCAUUCGCCCAAGAUCAAAUUAAAGUAUUUAAAGAGCGUCUUCCCAGCGGCGGAGGAGAAUUUCCUGCUGGAUCUGCUGGUCGGGAUGGACAAUAACGUCAAUACCGUGACGCAGCAGCUCCUGACACUGGGCCAUCAAAAGAAAGAUAAACCGACGCCCUUAACCCCACGACGCAGUCUACUCUCACCCACUCCCAGCGUCGUCGACAGAGAACCCGUUGUCGAGGAGGAGGAAAUCAUCGCCGUCAAGAAACUCCCCUCCCUCGCCGAAAUGCAAAUGAUGAAAGACCAACUGCAGAAACUCUUUGUCGACGAAGAAGAAGCCGUCAUUCAAUUGGCUUUGGAGAGCUCCGAUUACGACCUGGAAAAGGCCCAGGUGAUCUUGUCAGCUUCUCAGGAGCGCGACGAAUCGUUCUCAACCAUCAAGAACUUGACUCUCAGCGGAAUCAAACACACGGUGACGCUGUCGUCGCUCAAGUCCAGCCCUUCUUGUAUGUCCACCUUCAAAGACAUUGCCAAUCUUUACUCGCCGAUGAAAGAGCUGGAUCCCAACGACGUCGGAUAUCGUUGCAAACCGACGCUUCAACCCAUUACGACGCCGACGUCGUCCCUUUACCGUGGAACCAACCAGUCUCUUUUGGGUGAGAACUACGUCACGCCCAACGGUCCGCAACGCGCUCUGGCAAACGGCCCCAACGGCUCCCUGCGGCGUUCCAUCACCAACAGCCCAUUCUUGAUGUCAGCUGAGCAGCGUGUGACGGCCCAAGGACCGAACCCGAGCAACCGACACGGUCCGAAAGUUACCCCUUGUACAAGUCUUUCUAGUUUCAUCGCAGAUAAAUUCCAAAAGGAAUCCAUGCGGCGCUUGUAAGACAAAAGAAAAACUACCCCCGUCAACUUUCCAUACUCAUCGUCCAAGAGAUUCUGUCCAAAUUGAAAUGCGUUUCUUUAUUAUCUUUUCCGUUUGAAUGAGCCGAAAUUGUUUCUUUGAUGUUGUCUAUAUUAUUGUUGAAUGUUUCCGUGGUUGCGAUUUUGUCUUUGCGGUUGAAAAUUGUUUAGGACGAGCGUCCCCCUUCAAUAAUUUGUGAAAGUGAUUAUUAUAGUCGUCUCCAUUCAUUUGAGUGAUGUCGUGUGACAAUAAGCAAAUAAUGAAAUAGACAACACUGACCUCCCAAUAAUUCCCAUAGACUGUGAGUUUAAUUAAACUGAAUUUCAAUUGAUUUCGAGCAAAGCUGAAAGGUAUACUAAUCUGAUGCUAAUCUGACUGGUAUACUUGGAACAAUUGCCAU
Messenger RNA from Daphnia pulicaria, 1840 nucleotides. RefSeq lists its product as uncharacterized. The coding region runs from base 16 to 1422 and encodes 468 amino acids. The record is from RefSeq and is a predicted model, not a curated record. NCBI's taxonomy places the organism in Eukaryota, Metazoa, Arthropoda, Branchiopoda, Diplostraca, Daphniidae. Gene Ontology annotation, molecular function: ubiquitin binding. The transcript is spliced from 7 exons.